This is a messenger RNA of Lampris incognitus (smalleye Pacific opah), 3258 nucleotides long. It is a transcript of the gene spns1, whose product is annotated as SPNS lysolipid transporter 1, lysophospholipid. Gene Ontology annotation, biological process: transmembrane transport. Gene Ontology annotation, cellular component: membrane. Lineage: Eukaryota; Metazoa; Chordata; Actinopteri; Lampriformes; Lampridae. Gene Ontology annotation, molecular function: transmembrane transporter activity. The coding region runs from base 257 to 1777 and encodes 506 amino acids. The transcript has 13 exons. The record is from RefSeq and is a predicted model, not a curated record.
GAGUACGCGGAACUCGAGUCAAAUUCGUCAUCAUGGCGGCGACAGCAAAAUGAAGUGGGAAAGCUGCACCGUUUAAACAGCGCCACACGUUAUUCCGUCACUUAGACCCUUGGAAAACGUUUUUAGAAAAAAAAAAAAAGGGUCGUCGUCAUGGGCUCCGAAUAAAGGCCGUAAGCAACGAAAACGGAGUUGGAGCUGCAGCAGAAAAAGGUUUAGUAGAAGCGUCGACCCUGACUCAUCUUCCCAAGUGGUCACCAUGUCUUUGGGAGAGCCCACCUCGGACUUGGCGCCCUUCUUCUCUGAUGACAGUGAGGCGGAAGGCUCUGAGGAGCUUGGGGCUGGGUCUGGCCAGCACACGGAGGAAGAGCCAGCCAGCGGCGUGUCCGAUGUCAGAGCAAAGCUGACUGUCACUAUCCUCUGCUACAUAAACCUGCUCAACUACAUGGACAGGUUUACCGUGGCUGGUGUCCUUCCUGACAUUGAGAAUUACUUUGGGAUCAAUGAUGAGAAAUCAGGCUUGCUUCAAACUGUUUUCAUUUGCAGUUACAUGAUCUUGGCCCCCAUCUUUGGUUACCUGGGUGACCGGUACAACAGGAAGCUGAUCAUGAGCAUUGGCAUCAGUUUCUGGUCCCUUGUGACUCUUGCCAGCUCUUACACACCAAAAGACCAUUUCUGGGUGUUGCUGUUGACGCGAGGCCUGGUUGGGGUUGGGGAGGCCAGUUAUUCCACCAUCGCACCCACCAUUAUUGCUGACUUGUAUGUCAAGGAGAAACGGACGCGUAUGCUCUCCUUCUUCUAUUUUGCCAUUCCAGUGGGCAGCGGUCUUGGAUACAUUGUGGGAUCGAAGGUGGAUGAUGUAGCAAAGGACUGGCAUUGGGCUCUGCGGGUGACUCCAGGCUUAGGGCUGAUUGCAGUGCUCCUGCUGCUGUUUGUGACCCAGGAGCCUAAGAGAGGAGCUAUUGAAUCACGGCCCGAGCACCACCUGCAAAGAACCAGCUGGCUGGGAGACCUGAAAGCCCUGUGCAAAAACUCCAGUUUUGUGCUCUCCACCUUCGGCUUCACGGCGGUGGCCUUUGUUACUGGAUCUCUGGCACUGUGGGCUCCAGCGUUCCUCUUCAGAGCUGCCGUCUUUACUGGGGAGAAGACCCCCUGUGUCCAGGGGCCCUGCGACACAUCAGACAGCCUGUAUUUUGGCAUUAUCACCUGUGUCACGGGUGUUCUGGGCGUAGGCAGUGGUGUGGAGGCCAGCCGGAGGCUGAGAAAGAGGACCCCCAGGGCAGAUCCCCUUGUGUGCGCUGCCGGCCUGCUCUUGUCAGCACCCUUCCUUUACCUGGCCAUCGUCUUCGCCCAGGCCAGCACUGUUGCCACUUAUGUCUUCAUUUUUCUGGGAGAGACAUUCCUGUCUAUGAACUGGGCCAUAGUAGCUGACAUCCUACUGUACGUGGUGGUCCCCACUCGCCGUGCUACAGCCGAGGCCUUCCAGAUCGUUCUCUCUCAUCUGCUAGGAGAUGCAGGAAGUCCGUACCUCAUAGGAGUGGUGUCGGACUCCCUGAGAAAAAGUGACUCCUACCUGUGGCAGUUCCGCUCCCUGCAGCUCUCCCUGCUCCUCUGUGCCUUCGUAGCUGUGGGAGGUGGGGCUUUCUUUCUGGCCACCGCCCUCUUCAUCGAAAAGGACCGACAUCGAGCCGAGAACUACAUCCCUACAGACGAUGAACCAAUCAUUGUUCCCAAAAGUGGCCGGUCGACCAAGGUCCCCGUGUCCAGCGUUCUGAUUUGAUGGAGGAGUUUCCAAUAAGAGGGCUUCAUUCAACAUGGCUCAUUACUAAGCUAUGUUUUGUAGGACUGUGAAUGCUGUUUAGACCGUCUCCAGUGCAGAGAAAUUUUAGGCUAAUUUAUCUUUAAAAUGUUGCCAAUGUUGAGCUUUUAUGACCUUCUGUCUGGAGACAAGCUGCAGCUUCAAGGUUUGUAAUAACAUCCCUGGUUUUCUCAAUGCCAUCAGAUUCUCCAUUUUGCAAAUGGAAAUGAGCUUUACAAGGGACUUAUGGGAAAUGUACGCAGAGCAAAUUUAAAAAUGAGCACCAGACUUCCUAAAACCACCUGUGUGGUGAGAAUUGGUUGUGGAUUGACUGUAGCUCAUCCUGUUAAUUUAGCCUUCGUCAAGAAGUCACGGCAUGGAGGCUAUCACAAGCCAUGUGUCCCAGACCCUCGCCGAUAUUUCAACAGACAAUACAGUUUUAUUAAUGACUUGAUAGAACUUUUUAGGCCAAUUCUCAGUGCGUUGAAACCAGCUGACCUAGGAUUGGCCAGACACAUGGCACACAUCCUGUCCAGCCCGUCAUUCGACAGCAAAUGAAGACAGUAAGACUGUAUAAAUAAUAUAACCCAUACCUCCAGUAUAAUCACAUUAUCUGUAGUAUCAGAACCAGAAGCAGGCUGAAGCUACAGCAAUCAUUUAUCAUAAUUGAAACAAUUAUUUGAAUGUUUUUGGGUUUUUUUUAAACAAAAAAUUCUUUACUCUUUUUAUAACAUGUUUUUGUUUAAAUGGGUUUCAUUUAAAGAUGACACUAAUCAUGUUGCAGUUCUGUGCUCAUUGCCUCAAUUGACUCACUAAGUCAUUUUCACUUACCUGACCAUAGAUUUCUCAUAUAGAACACAGAAAAGUAUCCAAGCUAUGUGUCCGACAUUGGGAAGGGAAGAAUCUAUUGCAUCUGUUUGGUUUUAUUUACUGCAUCUUUUCCACAGCAUUACACCUGCUUAUAUCUGAUGCUGUUUUUUAUUUUAUUUUAUUUUAUUUUAUUUUUUGCUUUGCUGAGAUUUCAGCUGAGACCAUGGCAUCAUAACAGUUGAAAACAUUUCCAAUAUUUGAGGAUAGAUGGAAGUUAUUCACUUUCAGUUUAUCUAUUGAAUGACGGUGGACUUUGGCUGCCAUUGCAAACCCUGACUCGCUUAAACGACACGUGUUUUGAGCGCCUCAAAUAUUUGGCCUGUUUCCACACGAGGGUUUCCUCAGGUCUGUGAGGUGUUAGGUUGUGAUGUAACUAGCGAAAGACUAUCGGGUUGAGAUUUUGCUUUUCUGAAUUGACUGAAGGGAAACUAUGUAGAGAUUUCUUUAGUAAAGGCAGUUCAGAUAUAUUGUUGGAAAAAAAAACAUUAUAAAGGUUAUUUAAACAAAUGAAAAUUUUUAAAUGAUUGUUGGUAUUUCAAUUUAUUUUAGCGUAUCAUUUUAUUAUUUUUGAGAGACAUUAAACAUUGAGAUUU